Pocillopora meandrina is the source of this 3432-nucleotide messenger RNA. The record is from the annotation of a GenBank genome assembly. NCBI's taxonomy places the organism in Eukaryota, Metazoa, Cnidaria, Anthozoa, Scleractinia, Pocilloporidae.
AUGAAGGCGACCUCCCUUCAAGUGGCGUUAGUACUUUUGGCCUUGAUUAUCUUGCCAAUUUCUACUUCGGGAAAUCCCGCUUGGCAGAGACUAAGAGCUGAAAAGAGGGUGAGUAUGUGGUUAAAAAAGAAACGCCAUGGCAAAUACUGAAAAGCUUACGUUUCGAGCGUUAGUUCGUUGUUCCGAGUCACAACAAAUUCGAAAAGUAUGUAACUAUUUCGACCGCCGAAGUGGACGCAGAUUCUCGUGCAGUUCACUAAAAAAUCUUCGAGUUCAACACGUGGCUUUUAUCAGAGUCAGACAUUCAAAGCGAAAUCAGGAAAUGACUUGACACUUUAUCGAACCGAACCGAUGAGUCUUAAAUAACAAUUUACUAUAGUAAUCAUCGCAAAGUUCAUUCUUCAUAAUAAUAUUCUAAAAAUUUCAAAACAUUGUUUUAUUCAGACACAUAUGUUUGGGUGUAAAUAAGAAGUGAACAUUAUUUAUCAUCGAUUCUCGAAAUGGUCUCUUUAACGGAACAAGGACAGUGCUAAUCAAAUCCAGAAAUGUUUUCAGUUGAGGGUUUGCUUCAGAAUUUUCAACGAGCCAAAUCUCUGACCGUCGCAGAUGAGAGCUCUCAUCCCAUCAAAAGUGUUUCUUUUUUAUAAGAAAACAAAGGGUAUAUGCAUUUCGUGUACAUUUUCAAAUUGCAACGUUUUUGCACAUAAAUACAUAUUAAAGAUAUAUAUAUGUGUAUAUAUAUGUGUAUAGAAAAAGAUAUCGGUUGCUCUGAACGAAACGUGCCAUUCAUGAUAUAGCUGUCAAAAAUUUUAAUGAUAAUUUUACACCUAAAGGUCGUGGACUACAAUGUUCGCAUAAGCGAGUCCGGAGAGAAUUACACUCAGAAAAUUGAAGUGAAUCAAGUUAAGAAUACCGCAUUGUUCCAAGUUCCAGCCCAUCCUGGUGUUGAUCGUUCUGAUGUCCUACAUGAUUUUAACCAAGUGAGUUUUAGUGUAGACGAAUUCUUACUCAACUUUCAUUAUUACUGUAAAGCCUCGACUCUUUUUACCUUUUUACACAUAAAUUUAGCACCACUCAUGCAAAAUCCAGAAGCUGCUCAAUUCUUUCUAACCUCACUGUUAACAGCCCAAGGUCGCACUCACGUAUUUUUGUCCGGGUGAACUCCUGUAUCGACUUCCAUCCUCGCUAUUUGUUUUUACUAGCUACAAGCUCUUCAGUAAUUGUAUAUCUUUCCAUUUUUUAUUUUUUUUUUUUUUUUACUGUGAAAUAAUGCAACGUAGCUUAAAAAAGCGAUAUUUAGCCAUUGCAUAAGUAUUUGAUAUCAUUUCCCUUAUAUCUCUUUAUUUAUCGCACCAGAAUUUGACGAUGCUGCGAAUCCCAGAAGAGAAUACCUGCUAUCUGUUUCCUCUCGUGAAGGAGCAGACGACCCCUGAAAAGUUGAUUAGGGAUCUCGACAAAGCCAGCGGGGUGAGAGCAAUUGAUACUUUUACAAUAACUCGUACCGUAAUUUAAUUGUUUUAUUAUUUGUCGCAAUAAUUUUGAAUAAUAAGGGUGCAAUUUAUCCCGGAAAACCCCCUUAACAGACAAACUACACUUCAGGAUGACAGGCCGGGCGAGGGCGCGAGUUAUUUUCAUGAUAAGCGAUUUAGCUCGACAUAGUUAAUAAUCAACUAGAACUUGAUAUGGGGCAAAUACUACUAUGGCUGUAUACUUUCCGAUGUUUAGAGCGUCGGUCGGGGUCAAUCGAAGGAUUGUGAAUUACUUGUGCGUGUGUCUAAAUACCAGAAUAUGCAGUUAGGUUAUUGGGGUAAGCUUGGGAAAGGAUGAUAAUGAUGUGUAGCAAAUCAGUGGGGCGUGUUCUUUGUUCUUUUAUUCCGACUUGAAAUUCAAAGUUUCGAUUACGAAAAUAAAAAUUGUUUUUGAAAUUUUGCGAUUCCCCAGCGUUCUGAUUCAUACCUUAAUUUGGUGAAGGAAAGUCCCCAGAAAAGUACGUUUUGAAACAACCAUCAUAAGCUUGGGACUGAGAUUUCUUUGCGACCAGUGAAAAAGAAUGCAAAGAGAAAAACAAAAAGGGAUCAUGAUUUAAUUGCAAGUUUAACGGGAAUGUAAAAAUCAUGGGCCUGAUUUUGAAACAGUGUACUUUGUGAAGUCCUGACACACUUCGCCCUCUUUGUAUACUAUCACACAAAUUCGAAAACGAUUUAACAAAAUAUUGAAUCCUUAACUCUAUCAGAUGGUUGUGACGGAGACCAAGCGGGUUGAUAACACUUGGAUUCUUGACGGCCAGCUAACAGACCGGUCCACACUCAGCGAGGAGUUGGCGCAAUUUUGUGCAAAAUACUUCAUAUACCAUGUGAAAAAAACCCACGAUUCGUUAAGUGUAGCAAAAGGUAAGACAACAAAACUAUCAAGUCACAUUUCGUCAAGAAAACUUCACAUAGCCUAGCGUUGUCACGAGGUCAUUUACACACACACACCUGAACGGACGCACAGAUCUCUUGCGUGCGCGUUAUUUGUAUUCUUGCCAACUCUCCGGAGCCUGAGUUCGACAUCCAAUCAGCAACGCCCGUCAAUUAACAGCUCAAAAUUGUCAGUUCUUUCAGAACGUCUAAUAAAGUUGUUUUGCUAUUUUUCUAACUCUGUAAAAUCAAAUUACAAAUUAUAGCAUCGGUUGAUAGAUGAUUAACUGUUCCUAUUUCUGUGCUGUAGCAGAAAGCCAUAUAAUCGAGGAGGCGGAGUAGUAAACAAACUGUGUCCAGAUGCUGCCAUAGAUGCCUGUAUUUCGCCUAAAUUUUAUAUAGCCUGCGUAGCAAGAGUUUGAUUUUAAUUUGGACACAAGGAAUUAAAAAAUAAAUCCGUCUGGGCGAGCUGGAAGUCACGCACACACCACACGCACUCACACCCGCACAGACACACCACUGCUCUCUUGCACGCGUGUCCAUUGCAUCCUUACCGAGCGUCUGCAACGUAGACUAAAUCUCACAUCCAAUAAACAACGGCCGUCUCUAACAAUUUAGAAUGUCCAGUUCUUUCAGAAAGUCUACGUUGUUUUGCUAUUGUCUCUGACCUUGUUAAAUCAAAUUAUAAAAUGCAGAAUCACUUGGGUAACAAUUUAAUGUUCCUCUCUCUGUUGCUGUUGUAGAAAGCCACACAAUCCAAAAGCGAAGGAUCAGAAGAAUAAACAGACUUUGUCCUGGCGGCAUGGCUCUAGAUGAUGCCUUCAACUCCUGUUAUGAUAUGCCUAAAUUUAGGUGCAGAGUUCGAACAAGAACAUGCUACAAGUAUGUGAUUUGUAGUAAUGUUGGCGAUGAUAGACAGGAUAAUUGGAUCGACGUAAGAGUCCCCAGGGCGGCUCCCCUAGGUUUAAAUUGCCGUGAAGAGCACAUCUGGAAUGCAAUCGUGUGUUGUGAAUACACUUGCAUGAAUAAAUAA